UCGCAGAACUUUUUGUGUGUAUUUAGUCGUCACAAAUCUACAGAAUACGCCAAAGCGAAAACUACAAUGGCUAAUAAAAUAUCAGGAAUUUUCUUGGUUUUCAUGUAUUUUUGUGCAUUAUCCUGUGCACAAAAUGCAGGUGAUACCCUCGUUUUGUUAGAUAACUUGGCGAUUAGAGAAACACAUUCGAUAUUUUUUAAGGGUUUACAAGAGAGAGGAUACAAACUGACAUUCAAGUUGGCCGAUGAUUCAAAUUUGGUAUUAUCGAAGUUUGGCGAAUAUCUUUAUAAAAAUCUGGUGAUUUUUGCUCCCUCAGUUGAAGAGUUUGGUGGAGAGAUUAGCGUGGACAAAAUAGCCGAAUUCAUUGAUGACGGUGGAAAUGUACUUGUGGCUGGAAGCUCCAAAUCAGGUGAAGCAUUGCGUGAACUGGCAACUGAAUGCGGUUUCGAGGUGGACGAAGAUGGUGCCGCCGUUAUUGAUCACUUGAACUAUGACAUUUCCGAUGGAGGAGACCACACACGAAUUGUAGCCUCACCAGAAAAUUUAAUUUCAUCGCCAUUAAUCGUUGGCAGCAAAAAUGUGGCCCCAUUGUUAUACCAGGGAACUGGACUGCUUGCCGAUCGUGAAAAUAGCCUUGUUCUACAAGUACUCACAGCUGACUCAACCGCUUACAGCUACAUUCCGGAAAAUUCGAUCAAAGAAUAUCCACAUGCCGUUGGCCGUGGCACAUUGUUGAUUGCUGCUUUGCAAGCUCGUAACAACGCUCGCGUCGUAUUUUCUGGAUCAUUGUUCUUCUUUUCCGACAAAGCAUUUACGUCUGGUGUAUCAAAGUAUGGCGGCAAAUACUACGAAAAAUCCGGUAAUCAAGAAGUUGCCACCGCCAUCGGUAAAUGGGUGUUUGGUGAAGUGGGACGUCUGCGUGUCGUCAAUAUUGAACACCAUAAAGAUGGUGAAACUGAAGCUCCACAAUCAUAUACCAUCAUUGAUCCAGUGGUUUAUACCAUUUCGAUCGAAGAGCUAAGCGCCGGAAAAUGGCAACCAUUCCAAGCAAACGAUAUUCAAUUGGAAUUUGUUCGCAUUGAUCCAUUCGUUCGUACAACGUUGAAGCAUAUCGGCGGCGGAAAGUAUCAAGCAAAGUUCAAGAUUCCCGAUGUCUAUGGAGUCUAUCAAUUCAAAGUGGAUUAUGACCGAAUUGGAUAUACUCAUCUGUAUAGCACAACACAAGUGUCAGUCCGCCCAUUACAGCAUACUCAAUAUGAACGUUUCAUACCGAGCGCCUUCCCAUACUACAUCAGCGCAUUCUCUAUGAUGGUCGGAGUCUUCAUUUUUUCAUUUGUUUUCAUUCAUUUCAAAGAUGAUGUCACAUCAGGCGGCACAAAACAGAAGGGCGAUGACAAGAAAUCGCAAUAAAUAUGGAAUCAUAACCAAACCAUUCUAAAUCUUAAAAUAGCGUACACAGCAUCUUGAAAACAAAGAAAUAAAACGAAAAACGAAAUGAGUCAUGUAAUUUAUUGUACGUACUCUUUCCUGUAAAAUUCAAUAAAACCAAAUAAAACCAUGAUUGUACUAACGAUA
Molecule: messenger RNA, 1575 nt
Organism: Sitodiplosis mosellana (orange wheat blossom midge)
Lineage: Eukaryota; Metazoa; Arthropoda; Insecta; Diptera; Cecidomyiidae
Gene: Ost48
Product: dolichyl-diphosphooligosaccharide--protein glycosyltransferase 48 kDa subunit
Exons: 2
Coding region: 67-1410 (447 amino acids)
Cellular component (GO): oligosaccharyltransferase complex; endoplasmic reticulum membrane
Source: RefSeq, a predicted model, not a curated record